AUGUCACGACCUAAAUGUGUGACAGUUACACCAAUUAUUUCUAUAUUAGGAUGGUUGUCGUCUAAAAUUGUUUCGGAAAAUCAUGGACACAAAAAAAAUUUUACUGUUACACCGGAUUAUUGA
Messenger RNA from Funneliformis caledonium, 123 nucleotides. Lineage: Eukaryota; Fungi; Glomeromycota; Glomeromycetes; Glomerales; Glomeraceae. The record is from the annotation of a GenBank genome assembly.